AUGAGCCGACCGAGCGUGGACAGCACGCAAUGCAAUUGCUGCUUGUUGAUCCUCCAUGGUCGGAAGAGGGGACUCGGGCCAGAGUACUGGGAUCAGGCUACUUUGAAGGCAUGCAGGAAUUACAUGCAGUACAUCGUCGAUGCGGCUUUAUCCUUGAUGAAUGAGGGAAAGGGAGCCGAGGAGGCUCGGUUUUGGGAUCAUGGGAUAUUGAGGGUUGUUGUCAAUGUGAGAAGGAGUAUGGGCCAACGGUAG
This is a messenger RNA of Cercospora beticola, 252 nucleotides long. Lineage: Eukaryota; Fungi; Ascomycota; Dothideomycetes; Mycosphaerellales; Mycosphaerellaceae. The record is from RefSeq and is a predicted model, not a curated record.